This is a messenger RNA of Leucoraja erinaceus (little skate), 9015 nucleotides long. RefSeq names its product segment polarity protein dishevelled homolog DVL-1-like. The record is from RefSeq and is a predicted model, not a curated record. Gene Ontology annotation, molecular function: frizzled binding. Bases 146 to 2344 code for a protein of 732 amino acids. Gene Ontology annotation, cellular component: cytosol. Gene Ontology annotation, biological process: canonical Wnt signaling pathway; intracellular signal transduction. NCBI's taxonomy places the organism in Eukaryota, Metazoa, Chordata, Chondrichthyes, Rajiformes, Rajidae. The transcript is spliced from 16 exons.
CAGGCGGCGGGAGGGAGGCUGUCCGUCCACCAGGCCGCGCUGUCGAGUUUGACAGCUCUCGCGUCUCCCACACAUCCAUGAACCGGGAGGGCUGAGGGAGAGCGGCCGGGACUGGAUCCACCACCCGCCGCGUUUCCCAUCCCUGAUGGCGGAGACCAAGAUCAUUUACCACAUGGACGAGGAAGAGACGCCGUACUUGGUGAAGGUGGCGGUGCCGCCGGACCGGGUCACUCUCGGUCACUUCAAGCAGGUCCUCAACAACAGGCCGAGCAGCAGCUUCAAAUUCUUCUUCAAGUCCAUGGACCUGGACUUCGGGGUUGUGAAGGAAGAGAUUUCUGAUGAUAAUGCCAAGCUUCCUUGCUUCAAUGGAAGAGUCGUUUCAUGGUUGGUGCUGGCUGAAGGCUCGCUUUCUGACGGGGGCUCCCAGUGUGCAGAGAGUCAAUCAGAGCUACCUCCCCCCAUUGAGAGGACGGGAGGCAUCGGCGACUCCAGGCCACCAUCGUUUCAUGCUAACACUGCCGGCAGCCGGGAUGGUUUGGACAAUGAUACUGGAACAGAAUCAAUCCUGAGCAUCAGACGGGAGCGGGAACGACAUCGACGAAGGAACAGAGAGCGAGAGAUGCACGAUGAUGGCAGGCUACCAAUACUUAAGGAGAUACGAGGCACUGCUGAUGCUGGUUUACAAAGAAAUGACACAAAGUGCUGGAGUAACUCAGCAGGCCAGGCAGCAUCGCUGGAGAACAUGGUUGCACGAGUAAAUGGACACCCAAAACCAGAUCGGCAUCGCAAUCCAGGUGGUUACGAUAGUGCCUCCACUGUGAUGAGCAGUGAAUUGGACUCGAGCAGCUUUAUUGACUCUGAUGACGACAAUACUAGCAGGUUAAGCAGCUCGAUGGAGCAGAGCACUUCGUCUCGACUCAUGAGGAGGCACAAACGUAGGAGGCGGAGGCAUCGCAUGAGACAGAUGGACAAGUCCUCAUCAUUGAGCAGUAUCACAGACUCCACCAUGUCACUCAAUAUUAUCACUGUGACGCUAAACAUGGAGAAGUACAAUUUCCUGGGGAUCAGCAUCGUGGGUCAGAGUAAUGACCGGGGAGACGGCGGGAUUUACAUUGGGUCGAUAAUGAAGGGAGGAGCAGUGGCAGCUGAUGGCAGAAUUGAGCCUGGUGACAUGCUUCUGCAGGUCAAUGAUGUCAACUUUGAAAACAUGAGCAAUGAUGAUGCUGUGAGGAUUCUACGGGAAAUAGUCUCAAAGCCUGGACCCAUCAGCUUAACAGUAGCCAAGUGUUGGGACCCCACCCCCAGGAGCUAUUUCAACAUUCCCAGGACAGAACCAGUGAGACCUAUUGACCCAGCAGCCUGGAUCUCUCAUACCACUGCCAUGACAGGAUCAUUCCCCCAUUACGGCAUGAGCCCUACCACCAGUGCCAUUACUUCCACCAGUUCGUCACUAACCAGCUCCAUCCCAGAUUCAGAAAAGUUUGAAGAUUGGCCACUAACGGUUAAAAGUGAGAUGCCAAUCAUCGUCAAGGCAAUGCAGUUGUCUGACUCGGGACUGGAGAUCCGUAAUAGACUGUGGUUGAAGAUCACCAUUUCAAAUGCUGUCAUUGGAGCUGAUGUAGUCGACUGGCUUUUCUCACGCGUGCAGGGAUUUAAAGAUCGGCGCGAAGCAAGAAAAUAUGCAAGCAGUAUGCUGAAGCAUGGCUACCUCAGGCAUACAGUCAAUAAAAUUACCUUCUCUGAGCAGUGUUACUAUAUCUUUGGGGACCUCACUGCCAAUAUGGCUGGCUUGAGCUUAAAUGAAGGUUCCAGUGGCACAUCAGAACAUGACAUUCUUGCACCUCUCCCACAUCCAGCGUGCCCCUGGCAGUUGGCUCAGGGGUUCCCGUAUCAGUAUCCACUGCCUCAGUCGUAUUAUCCUGCGACAUGCCAAGAGCCCACCCCAAACUAUGGAAAUGGCAGUGCUGGAAGCCAGCAGAGUGAAGGAAGCAAAAGCAGUGGAUCUAUUCGGACUGUUGGUGAGAGAAGAAGCUCAAUGGGGAAGGAAAAGGAGCAGAAAACAGAGUCAAAGAAAGUGGGGGUUGAGGGCGAACCUGACCGCACCACUGGGAACAUUAUGCACUGUGAGCGACCAGCAAGCCAACUCAGCCACCACAGCCACUGUUCUCAUGGACUUCCAGGAGUUCUGCCAAUCUACCAGCCCCCAGUCCAAAAAGCAUGUGGGCCCCCUGGAGCUCCCCCUGUCCGGGAUCUAGCAGCUGUCCCCCCUGAGCUCAUCGGCAGCCGGCAAUCCUUCCAAAAGGCCAUGGGGAAUCCAUGUGAGUUCUUCGUCGACAUCAUGUGACAGUACUGACUUCUCACACUAAACAACACUGAAUUUUUUGCACACACCACUGUUUGAGACUCACCCCUAAUAUUUCAGGAACCUCAGGCUUCUAAUUCUAACCGUGAUUCAAUUUCUCAUCUGUCCUUGUUAAUAAGAACUUUAAAUUGAUUGGUUUUGGUAAAUAUUGGUGCCAAGCACUACAUUGUUUUGGUGUAUUCUACGUUUUGGUGCCGUCAUCAGCUUUUUUGUACAUUUUAAAUGGAUGUUGAAGUUCUUCUGAUCUACUUAGAUGUUUAAAGGACUAUUUUAGUCCCUCUCUCACAGGUCCUCACCAUCCAGUCAUCUGCUUUUGUGACAGGGACUCCAUGUUUAAGUGCACCCCGACCUAUCAGUGUAGUUUGCCAAAUCCCUUCAGCAAGCAUCUUUUUGUUGUCUCCUUUUGCAACUCAGUAAUGCACAAGGCAACAACCUUUCAAAAAGUAUUUUAAAGAAUUUAAAAAUUCAUCAGUUGACGUUUAAACAGCCCUUGCACUCAGCGACCUUCUCUGCUGCAAGGGAGAGGAAAUUAUAUGGCACACCUUGUGCACGUAAUGUGUUGUCGACAUCCUCAGGCAGUCUGGAGGACUUGUAAUUUUGAUCAUAGCUACGGCUAAAUGACACCGAAUCAUUCAUAGUAUUAUUGCCAUUUAGUCAAUUUUUUAACGGUUUAUGCUCUGUCUGAAACAGCUGCUUGUUAUAAAUGAUACCUUUCCUUUGCUUUUUUUUCUUUGCCAUUCCCAGCAACGAGUUGUAAGGAUAUGAUUCUGUUGUGUUUUUUCCCCCAAAUUUUCACUUUACCCUUGAGAAAAUGCUGACUCUUUCAGAGGUUCAGACACCUCCUCUCUUAAAUGUGUUCACUCAUGCUGGGUUAGGUCCCUCCUCUUCUCCUGAAAUGCUGGCUCCGACUGGGAUCCACAUCUGCCCAAUAAGUGACUAUCCUUCAUCCUUUCUCUCGGCACCCGUGCAGGUAGGCUGAAAGGUAAAUUACAAAAUCUUGCUAGAGGCUGUCCUGCCAAUUUCUGUAUGAAUGUACAAACAUACAAAGUAGGAGCAGGAAAACAAAAAGUUCCGUCCAUCUCGCUCUUAAAUGAGUGAGCCUUGAUUUUCCAGCAGUUUCCACUAGUUUAGGUUCUCUCACGAAAGGAAAUAUUGUUUCCACCCGUACUGUUAAAAUCCCUCAGGUUCUCACUUGUUUAAAUCAAGUCCCCUCUCACACUUCUAAGAAUACUAACGUGGCCUGCUGUGAAGAAAAUGUUGACUUUACUAAGAUUCAAACAUCACUUCUGAAUCUUUGUCAUAAGAAAACCUGCCCAUUCAAGACAUUAGUCUAAUAAACUUUGCCAGAAAUGCUUCCAACACAUUAACAUCCUUCCUUUAACAGAGACUAAUAGUACUCCAGGUGUACUUUCAUCUAUGCCCUAUCUAUUUUGACUUUUUUAGAAGGUACUAAGCGAGUUGUUUUUGGGAUAGAAAAAACAACAAAUCAAAAUAAAAACCAAACCUAAAUGGAAAGUCGCCCACAAGACAUUAGCUUACUGCGCACACCAUCAGGUUAGCAACCUUUCACAUCAUUUGAUGUGUUGAAGCACAAGAAGAAUUAAGACAUUUAAGAGGAAUCUGGUCAGACACUUGAACGAGUAAGGUAUAGAGGGAUAUGGAAUUAAUGCAGGGAAGUGGAAUGAAUAUAGAUAGGUGUGGGCGGUAUAAACACGGAGGCCAGACAGCCUGUUCCUAAGUAGUUCAUCUGUGAUUCUGACUGCAAAGGAUAAUUUCAUGUUUUUGUAUGUUAUAUUCCACUUGCCAGAUCUUUGUUGACUCACUUAACCUAUUUAUAUUCCUUCUUAGUGUCCUUAUAACAUCUUCCCAACUUGCUUUCCUGUCUCUGUUUUUGUGUCGCCGGGAUAUUUAUUUUUGUGCAACAAAUAUACCUUAGGUGCCUUCGUCCAAGAUGUAUAUAAAUUGUAAAAUUAAAAAGCCGAGCACCCAGCUCCAGCACUCAUCCCUGCGGGCACAUCACACAUUACAUCUGACACUUAAUUCCUGUAUCCUGUUAACUAACCAAUCAUCUAAUAACAUGGAGUUUUAAUCUUCUGCCCAAACUAAGCCUACAUUGCUAACUCUACCAUUAACCAUGACAAUAAUUUUGCCACUCUCUCUCUCGCCCCCCCCCCCCCCCCCCCCCCCCCCCCCCAGUUCUCAGCCUCCGCUCUCCCAAUACCUUUUCUUAAAAUAAGAAUGCAGGGGAACAUUUUGCACUGGGGAGUGCAUCGCACAGAUUAAGAGAAUGAUGCUGGAAUGGGAAACCUGAUAGCAGACAUAAACAGCCAGGGGUCUUGUGUGUAACGAUAGUUUCCUUCUAUUUCAGAGAAUGAGGAAAUGGUGCAGUACAGGGAGUCAGAUUCAAUUCCAUCAGGUCUAAGUACAGCUUCAGUCAGAGCGUCAGAGUGUGAAGGGCACUGGAUUAAUCUUACGUUCUGGUUGUAGCCUAUUCCUUGGCACAGGUGAGUGUGAAUGCUGUCACAUUUGCACAAGUAGCAGCAUUCCGGGACUAUGAAACAUUAUUUGAAGAAAAUAAACAUUUCAAAGCUUCAAUAUUAGCAUAUAGUGAAGCAGCUUGAAACAUUGCUUCAUCCUGUGGGCAUCGAGAGAAAGAGCUCGGAGGAUUGGUAGAUCGUGCGAGGUCAGCAGUAAACAAGGCUCAAUCCUUGAACAUUGAAACAAGUUGGUCCAACACUGUGGAUUGUAAUAAUGAUAAUGAUGCAGAUUUAUUGAAAAGUUUAAGAAUACUAAUCGUAAUUAAGAGAAAAUGUAAAAAGAAAUGUACAGUAGAAGAUAAAAUUUUAUUAAAUUAAUUAUUGUAACUAUUCUGUAGAUCAAACUCAAUGAAAGAAGUUUGAUCCAAACUGCAGAUCAGUUGUUGGGAGCUGUCAUUGUGUGUACCAAUGUUGUAGAUACUGUAUUCAGUUCCUGUGUCUCUAUAGUUAAUAUAUCGCUGCCUUGGUGUAAAGCUAUUUUAAACACUAAAACAAAAUCACAUUUUUCUUGCCUUAUUUUGUUUCUGUUUUCUUUUUCACUUGUUGCAUUGUCCAUUUUAUUUUACUAAUGCUUUCGGAAAGAAUGUGUAGGAAGGAACUGCAGAUGCUGGUUUAAACUGAAGAUAGACACAAAAAGCUGGAGUAACUCAGCGGGACAGGGAGCAUCUCUGGAGAGAAGGAAUGGGUGAUGUUUCGGGUCGAGAAAGUCUGAGGAAGUGUCUCGACUCGAAACGUCACCCAUUCCUCUCCAGAGAUGCUGCUGGUCCUGCUGAGUUACUCUAGCUUUUUGCGUCUAUCUUUUGGAAAAAAUAUUUAGUAAGGAUCAUGCGAGUCCAACGGUGAGAUUUUCCUGCCUGACCUACUGAGUUCCUCCAGCAGUUUUGUUAUUUGCUUGGUGAGAUUGGAAUCAUAUUUGCAAAUUUAACAGCAGGACCUACAUUAAUGAAAGUUUAUCUCACUCAUGGGGCCACAUUUUAGAGGGGUAGUUGACAAUGGAGGCUUUGAUUAGGAUUAACAUUGGUACUGCAUGCAUUAUAUUAGAGGGCACCGUUCCGUCAUAUAUACUGAUUUUAGGGACAGGAUGUGCUGGAUCCAGAUUAACACUUUUUAUACUCUCAAAUACUCCCAGGUUAGUUAUAAUAUUAAUUUAAUUCGGAAUUACAUACCCACUGUCCUCUGAAACCUGUUGAAGGAGCUUUUGCAAGUCAGAUAGGAACAUUGCUAUCAUUUUGACUGUUCAAUUUGGAUAUUAUUUGCAUUGUUGACUAAUUUCCCUUUGCAUUCAUCCUGUGUAUUCAUCUAAACUUCUUGGGUCACUGAUCUACACAUCAUCUAAAACAUAAUUACAAUCCUUGGGCACUGAAGUGAAUCGAUUUGGAUAAGUUAUGUCCCAUAUUUAAAUGGAAAUAAAACACCUGGAGCUCUUAUAGAAUAUUCUGGCAGUCUGGUUGGUAUGUGUGAGAGCAAUUAGAAUCAUAGAGUCAUACAGCACAGAAACAGGCCCUUUAGCCCAACUUGUCCAUGCCAACCAAUAUGCCUAUCUCUGCUAUUCCCAUUUGCCUGCACACACCUAUAUCAACUCUAAACUUUUAUUUUACAUGCACUGGUUCAAAUGUAUUUUAAAUGUUGUUACUGCAGAAUGAAUGAAUGACCUGUUUCUGUGCUGAAUGACUCCAUGCCUUUAUGACCUGCCUCAAACACUUUCACUGGCAGUACAUUCGAUAUCUGUAUCAUCCUCCAUGAAAAAGUUGCCCCUGAGGUCCUUUUAAAUCUUACCCCGCUUACCUUAAACCUAAGCCCUCUUGUGUUAGAUUCCCCAUCCCUUAGAAAGAUUCUGUCUUCACACUAUCCAAGCCUCUUGUGAUUUUAUGUACCUCUCUGAGGAAUUAAGUCCUAACUUGCCCCCACUCUCCCCACCUGACUCCAUCUACCCAUCAUUCCCCAUCUCACCUAUUGCUUGCUAGCCCAUGCCUUGCCCCUCCCUCUCACCUCUUCAUGCUGUUUGUUUCAUCUUCCUCUUGUUUCAUCAAUUGCAUUUAUUUGGAAGUACAUGCAGACUAAUGGAAGGCAUACUGAAACGUUAAUGAUGAUAUGGGUAUACGAUAUGGGUACCUGACAAACUGCUCAGACAAUCAACAUGCUCCAUCUCUGCUGUCUAUUUAGGAAAUUCAGAGCGUUGACCUAGAAAUUACUUUGCACUUUUUUGCAAUUAAAAGUGGGUUGUCUGCCACCCUAACAUUAUUUGUAAAAGUCACAUAAUUAGUGACAACUUCAAUCGAGGUUCACAGAACAAUGUUGUGGAGUCUCUCUGUUGUGCCACCAGUAUUUUCCACCCGUGUGUCACAGGUUCUCACAGUAAUCGCAAUGUAGCAUAGUUACUUCUUAAAAAGACAUUUUGCCAUGUAAGCAACACCCUUGCAGCCACAAAGGAGUGUUUCCAUUGAACAAGUGGAUGUGGGAAAGAUGGGAAAAUUCUGCAUGUGUACCAGGGUGGCAUAUCAUUGGCCUUCAGUGUUGGAUGAUGGAGCCUCCACGGGCUCCUGACAGUAUGAUUGUGUGUUGUAUUGUGUUUUAAAGAGGAUGAUGUAACAUUUGGGCAGGAAGUAGGAUGUGAUAGUUCCAUACACGCUCUCAAGACCUGCAAGUAGUUGUGUGAAGGAAACAAACUUGCCCUUGGCAAUGGUAUAGGCUUUUUCCUAGCAAUUGUGAGGUAGAUGAACAUGGGAAAGGUAAUAUGUUGGCCGAGAUUGUACGUUUAGGCAGUACUUUUGUAAAGUACUACUGAAAGUACACAACAGACAUGCAAGAGCAAGCAAGCCAUUAUAGCUUAAUAGUAACCCAAAAACACUCAAGGAGCCCUCAUCACAUUCCAUGAAUAUUUCUAUGACAGAAAUAUCAUAUUUUACAAAGACAAAGGGAGGGGACAUAGACUGCUAAGUGGUACACGGAGCAACUUGAAGGAGCAGGAAAAAGCAGAUAAGUAAAUACUUGCCAUUGUGUCACAUGAACUUAGUGAACCAUUGUGGGGUGCAGCUGGUUUUGCUAAACAAACUACUCACUUGAAAUGACUAAUAGCUGCUACACAGACAACAAAGCCAAUUGAGAGAAGGGGCUGACUGAUUCUACAUAGUAACCAGUUUGGUUUCUCCAGAAAAAGAUAAAUGCUGCAGCUUAUUAUGGCUAUGAAUAACAGCAUCACCAGACGAUGAUGACCAGCAUCACAUGAGAUGGUCCCUCCAGUCAGCCCGAUAAUGGAGAUUGAAGAUAAAAAUGCAAAUUACUGUUGUGAUGAUGAGGAGAUCUGCAGUAGUCAGCGCAGACAGCAAGAUGGCCAGUGUGCCUGUUCACCGGAAGAACUUGAUCACUCUCUUCUGACAUUUCACUUUUCCUGGUGAUGACCAUUCAUUUUUCUGACAUGGAAGGCACUGUUUGUCUGUGGAGGUGGAGAUGGUUUUUACCAUAUUGGUGAUGUUUGUGCAUUAGUCUUUUCAUGGGCAAUCAGCCCACUGAUAACAGCAAGGAAUAUAUCCUUUCACCAUUUUCGAUCCACAAGAAGUUGAGCAAUUGGAGUCAAGUUUCUGAAAGUCAGAGAAGUAGUAAUAUUACUUCUCAAGGAUCAGACUCCUUUGUAAAUAAAGGAAUCAGCGUGAAAAUGUAUUUUUUUUCCAAACUCCGCCUCUCAACCCAGACCUUGAUGGAAUCCUGUGUAUUGAGUAAGUUCAAUUUCUGCUGGCUCUAUGUUAUCCAGUACAUCGUGAUCCUAAUGUCCAACCUUGUGCCCCUCCAUGCUUUCAGCACAAUGAUCUCUUCACUAGAACGUGCCUCAAUGCGGUUUCAAAUCCAGCUUGGAUCUGCGAGUAGUUCUGCAUAUGUGUGUUUUCAACAUCAAAGUUUUGUUCAAAUUCACCAAAAACAUUACCAGUGUUGACCUUCUGUUCCUCCUUUCUCCUCCUGUUCAAUGCAUUACAGCAUUACAACAUGUAAAAUAAAAUGACAGAAACCUUUGGGUGCAGGUUAACAGGGAUAGAUUAAGGAUGUGAGAGAAGGCAGUCUGGUGCAUGUUUGUGAUUUUCCCUCUGAGUUUCAGAGGUCACACUGAAACAAUUAUAUCCAAAU